AGAGUGUACUUCGCAAACAAAUUUAAGAACCUAGGCUAUCCUGUUUAAUAACCAAUCCUUGCAAUGCGGUGGCAAGUCAAAUGUCAACCAACCUAACCUUAAAAAGUUAUGUCAAAGGUGUAAAAGUCAAAAUAAAUAUUCCACAAAAACACCUAUAUUUUAAAAUGAGUUUAUCAGGAAGAAAUCGUUCCAGUAUAUUAGAUAAACCUUUAAGUAAAGGCAAGGGCGAAGUCUCGCUUAGUUGUUUUGCUCUGUUAUUUUCAGAAGUAGUGCAAUAUUGCCAAAAUAAAUCGCAAACAGUUCCAGAGUUGCAAAAUAGAUUACACGAUUUAGGAAAACGAAUAGGUGUGAAACUUAUUGAUCUCUAUUUUGUCAGAGAAAGAGCAGGAAAACGUGAAAUAAAAUUGUUGAAUAUUUUAUUAUUCGUCAAGAGUACAUUGUGGAAAGCAUUAUUUGGCAAAGAAGCUGACAAACUAGAACACUCAAACGAUGAUGAAAAUACAUACUAUUUAAUGGAAAAAGAGCCUAUAGUAAACAGAUUUAUAUCAGUACCUAGAGAUAAAAGUAGUCUUAAUUGCGCCGUUCUCAUAGCUGGAAUAGUAGAAGCAGUAUUGACGGGAACUGGAUUUCCUGCAAAAGUAACGGCUCAUUGGCAUAAGGGAACUACUUAUAUGGUAAAAUUUGAGGAAGCAGUUGUGGCAAGAGACAAAAAUCUAGAAGAGAGAUAA
Messenger RNA from Psylliodes chrysocephalus, 728 nucleotides. Lineage: Eukaryota; Metazoa; Arthropoda; Insecta; Coleoptera; Chrysomelidae. The record is from the annotation of a GenBank genome assembly.